CAAUAAUAAUUGAAAAUGCUGAAGCAAAUCAAUGGUCUGCACUUGGCUAGGCGCAAUCUCUGGGUGGUUUGCAGUGGCCUCCGUGCCAAGGAUUGUGACAAGGGCGGUAAGGGCGGCAAGGGCAAGUUCCGCACGGAGAAGGACACCUUCGGGGAGCUAAAGGUGCCGGCGGACAAGCUGUACGGCGCUCAGACGAUGCGCUCCAAGCUGAAUUUUCCCAUUGGCGACAUAGGCGAGCGUAUGCCGAUGCCGGUGAUCCAGGCCAUGGGCAUACUGAAGAAGGCCUGUGCCGAGGUCAACAAGGAUUACGGACUAGAUGGCAAGGUUUCGGAUGCAGUGUCCUGCGCCUGCGACGAUGUCAUUUCCGGCAAGCUAUACAAGCAGGGUCACUUCCCAUUGGUCAUCUGGCAAACCGGUUCGGGCACCCAGACGAAUAUGAACACCAACGAGGUGAUCAGCAAUGCGGCCAUACAGAUGAUGGGCGGCGAACUGGGCAGCAAGAAGCCGGUGCAUCCCAACGAUCAUGUGAACAAGUCGCAGAGCUCCAACGACACCUUCCCCACCGCCAUCCACAUAUCCGUGGGCAUGGAGCUGAACGAGCGGCUUGUUCCGGCGGUUACACACUUGAGGGAUGCCCUCAAGUCCAAGUCGGAUGAGUUCAAGGACAUCAUCAAGAUCGGACGCACCCACUUGAUGGACGCAGUACCGCUGACCUUGGGCCAGGAGUUCAGCGGCUACACACAGCAGUUGACCAACGGUCUGGAGAGGAUCAAGGGCUGUCUGCCGCGCGUUUAUGAGCUGGCUCUGGGCGGCACUGCCGUGGGUACGGGUCUGAACACACGCAAGGGAUUCGCUGAGAAGGUGGCCAAGCGCAUUUCGGAGCUCACCUGCUUGCCCUUCGUGUCGGCGCCCAAUAAGUUCGAGGCACUGGCUGCCCGCGAUGCCAUGGUGGAGGUGCAUGGUGUCCUCAACACGAUCGCCGUCAGCCUGAUGAAGAUCGCCAACGAUAUCCGACUGCUGGGAUCGGGUCCGCGUUGCGGCCUGGGCGAACUAAUGCUGCCGGAGAACGAGCCCGGUAGCUCCAUCAUGCCCGGCAAGGUGAAUCCCACGCAGUGCGAAUCGAUGACCAUGCUGUGUGCCCAGGUGAUGGGUAACCAGGUGGCGGUGACUAUCGGCGGCUCCAAUGGGCACUUCGAGCUGAAUGUAUUCAAGCCCCUGGUCGUGUCCAAUGUGCUGCGCUCCAUUCGCUUGUUGGCUGAUGGCAGCAUGACCUUUAGCAAGAACUGCGUGGAGGGGCUGCAGGCCAACAAGGAGAGGAUUGACAAGAUCAUGAACGAGUCCUUGAUGCUGGUGACCGCCCUGAAUCCGCACAUUGGCUAUGACAAGGCCGCCCUGAUCGCCAAGACGGCACACAAGAAUAAGACGACCUUGAAGGAAGAGGCACUGAAGACCGGGAUUACCGAGGAGCAGUUCAAGGAGUGGGUCAAUCCCAAGGAGAUGCUGGGACCGAAGUGAUUCGCUAUUCGGUUAUUAAAGAUUUUGUGUUAGUUUCGUGUAAUAAAUUUAUGUGUGUGGCAGGAUAUUUCAA
Molecule: messenger RNA, 1588 nt
Organism: Drosophila mauritiana
Lineage: Eukaryota; Metazoa; Arthropoda; Insecta; Diptera; Drosophilidae
Product: probable fumarate hydratase, mitochondrial
Exons: 5
Coding region: 16-1515 (499 amino acids)
Biological process (GO): tricarboxylic acid cycle; fumarate metabolic process; malate metabolic process
Cellular component (GO): mitochondrion; tricarboxylic acid cycle heteromeric enzyme complex
Molecular function (GO): fumarate hydratase activity
Source: RefSeq, a predicted model, not a curated record